Messenger RNA from Rhagoletis zephyria (snowberry fruit fly), 663 nucleotides. RefSeq lists its product as uncharacterized. The record is from RefSeq and is a predicted model, not a curated record. Lineage: Eukaryota; Metazoa; Arthropoda; Insecta; Diptera; Tephritidae. Gene Ontology annotation, molecular function: DNA helicase activity. Gene Ontology annotation, biological process: telomere maintenance; DNA repair.
AUGCAGGAUUUACGUGGAAAUCAACAGCUUUUUGGUGGUGCUUUGGUAUUAUUGCCAGGUGACUUUCGACAAACAUUGCCCGUGAUUCCACCUUCAACACCGGCAGAUGAGAUCAAUGCAUGCUUGAAGUCUUCCCCUCUGUGGCGAUAUGUGCAAAAAUUGACAUUACACAUGAACAUGCGUGUUCAGUUGCACAAUAAUCGCUUUGAAGAUCGGUUCUCGAAGCAAUUCGCAAUGAAUCAAGAUGACACAGUGAAUUAUCCAGUUGAAUUUUUGAAUUCAAUGGAACCGCCUGGUAUGCCACCACAUUGUUUGAAUUUAAAGGUCGGCUCAUCAAUUAUUUUACUACCGAAUUUAAAUGCUCCAAAACUGUUGAAUGGCACAAGACUGGCAGUAAAAAAAUUUAUGGCGAAUUUAGUUGAAGCAACAAUACUGACUGGCAAAGCGAAAGGUGAAAUUGUGCUCAUACCACGUAUUCCACUGAUAAAAACAGACAUGACGUUUGAAUUCAAGCGUUUGCAAUUCCCAGUGCGUCUAGCAUUUGCCCUGUCCGUCAACAAGGCGCCAGGACAAACUCUUCAAAUUCAAGGACGUUUCACCAUCGAGCGGCAAGGACUUCUUUCCGGUAUAACGCUUUCGUCAGAUUAUUUAAAACGGCAAUGA